This is a messenger RNA of Aegilops tauschii subsp. strangulata, 1901 nucleotides long. RefSeq lists its product as uncharacterized. The record is from RefSeq and is a predicted model, not a curated record. Lineage: Eukaryota; Viridiplantae; Streptophyta; Magnoliopsida; Poales; Poaceae.
UCAUGCCAUGCUUGAGCUACCACAGAACCCUACUUGUUGUCCUUGAUAGGCAGUUUGGCCACCUCUCGGCAUCGAAGAUGAAGAUUGGCAAGGGCACGGAGCUCCUGAAGAAGGUGGCUGAGACAUGCAGGAACAAGACCAGCGUGGUGGCAGCCAGGCUCCUCGUCCUCGUGUCCCUCCGCCGCCGGAUGGCCACUGUCGGCGCCUUCUCCCACAGUAUCCAUGCGCUUGUGGCUGCCGCUGACCGGGAGAAUGGUGCCAGGGUGGACUGCAACAAGGCUCUCGUGGUGCGCACGGUCCAGAAGACGCCAGCGCUCCAUGGUGGUGAGAUUGUUGUUAAUAUCUCUCAUCAACUCGCACUGUUUGAUCAAGGGAAUGAUGGUGAUGGUGGCUGCACUGAUUGGACACUACACCCCAUCUUCAAUGACGAUGAACACAACUGUUGUUACACCAAUGAUUGCGAGGUGGACGACGAUGAAGAUGACGGUGAUGUGCUACUCGACGAGUGUGAUGAAGACGUCGACGACCAACCGUCGGUCAUGGAUGUAAUCCGGAAUAACCGAGAGGCACAGGGUUUGGAGUUCAGCAUUGACAACGAAAUAGAUCAGGCUGCUGACAUGUUCAUCACAAGGUUCCGGAAGCGGAUGAAUCAGAGCUUCUAGUGAUCUUGUGAGCUCAUAUCUAUCUGUUUGUAUGACAAAGUCUGAAGCGUACGUAUACCGAGCUAUCAGUUGCUAAUAGAGGUACGGUAGAUGGUGGGUGUGAGCUAGACUUGUAUACCGUAUUCAGGUAGGGAGAAAAGGAGAUGGACAUAGGUUGUCUGCCGGAGAAUAGACAUUAUUUUUAGUUAGCUGUACGUGCAUGCUUAUUUAGCAAGUGUGGAUGAUAGCACACCUAGCCAAGUGUGGAUGAUGGCACACCUAGGAAGGAUCUUUCACUAGCUUGUUCAGUAGCAUUGUUUCUAAUAUCUUGUACUACAAGAUUGCUUCAUAUGUUCUCAACUUUGGUUGCAUGCCAUUGUUAAAAUAGAUUGCCAUUUUUUGCAAAUAAAGUUGAUCUUUAUCUCAUGCUUGAAUUUAUAGGUGAUGGAAGUGCACCCUAUCUUAAUAGGGUGAGCAUUGAUGAUGCCACAAGGAGGGAAAAUGUCAACCCCGACAAUGAAGAUGACAUUCUGAUGGGGAAUGAUUCAGCUCCAAGAGAGACAACUUGGAAAGGUCAAUAGCAUGAUCUGCAUUUUGUUAAUUGUGUUUAAUUUUUUUGUAUGGACAUUAUGAUGCUUUUAGAGAGGAAAAUUUUAAAUAAAAAAUGUAUUAAUUCUAUUUAAAGUUAAAAUUGUGCUAAUUCUGUUUGUUAUGCCUUGUUAGCUUUUACUUGAUUUUGUUAUGCAUUAAGAGUAAAAAAUGUGCCAGGUUCCUUUUUUCUGCCUUAUUAUCUUUUUACUUGAUGUUAUGAUGCAUUUAAAGUAUGAAUGUUGUUUAUUCUGUUGUAAAAAUUAUGCUAAUUCUUGUUACUGUCCUGGUUCAUUCUUUUUAUUCCUUACUCAACUUUUGAAAAACUUGAGUGGGUGCUAGUUACCACCGACUGGGAAUUUAAAUACCCACUAGCGUCAGUGCGGGCUCUGGAGAGAAUUGAGGCCUUAUCGGAUCAUGCUCCAUUGCUUACUGAUUUUGGUCAAGCCGCUCCCAGUAUGAACCGCCAUCAGUUCAAAUUUGAACUGGGAUGGCUCACUAGAGAGGGUUUUCAUGAGUUGGUAAAAAAGGUGUGGCAGCGCCAAACUCGUGGUGACACACCAAUUCAACGAUGGAACAACCGUAUUCGUGCGUUGCACCAAUUCCUUCGCGGUUGGGCCAAACACACCGCAGGGAUUUAUAAAAAAGAGAAGUUGCGGCUCUCUACCUUAA